UUCCAACGAGUACACUUUUUCUCAAAGUCCGCAAUGGAACCGUGUUUGAUGUGUGCAGGUAGUGGUCAGAAAUCAGGAUUUGGUUGUGGGGUAUGCCAGGGCUCCGGCCAGCAAUAACGGCGUCGUGUGCAUAGAAAUGUUUUCGUCCUGGGCUAUCGCCCUGGGGCAAUGCCGCUGUGACAGCUUCAGCCUGCUUGUCACAUUAGUAUUAAUAACAGACUCCAGACCGGGGAAGCGGGCCGAUCUGUGUGCAUCGUCUGUUUCUGCAUAUAAGAGUUCGACUUGCUUCAUACACUUUCAUAUGGUCUUUCGCGCCGAACCCAUCAUGCAACAAAACCUGCCGACUACAUCGUCGAGUUGUACGCCAUUCGCCACAGCUCAUCCGAUUUCACCGCCGUUGAUUACUGCCACGCGUGGAACCUACACUUGUUAUAUUGACUACGAGGGAAAACUUCAUGCAAUUACAUGGCGAGGGGAAUCUCAAUUCCCAGAUAUUGUUGAAGACUUUUCACGGGCAUGGAAACCUUUGGCCUCAAUCAUUCCUCAAUUUUGCUCGAAUGCAUGUGUUCGACAAGAAUUUACGAGCCCAAAUACCGUUCUCAUUCUUAGAAAUGUGAGGUCUCGUGCUAAGGGAAUCAGAUUUGAGUGGGUGUAGCGACUUCAUCAGUAUCCUAGUGGUUUUGGGCUGACCAUCAAGCAACGCUAUGACCAAAUCUUAAUCACUGGACCAUUUUCGGACUUCGGUGAACGAGCUAUGCGCUUCCGCCCACGAUGUUCUGGACGUUUUCAGCGCACGUUCUACUGCUGUCAAAGGUCGACGAAUUUGUCGAACGAGGUGUAACACGCGAGCUCUUAGAAGUGCCCUUGUGU
Messenger RNA from Pseudovirgaria hyperparasitica, 870 nucleotides. RefSeq lists its product as uncharacterized. The coding region runs from base 137 to 655 and encodes 172 amino acids. NCBI's taxonomy places the organism in Eukaryota, Fungi, Ascomycota, Dothideomycetes, Acrospermales, Acrospermaceae. The transcript is spliced from 2 exons. The record is from RefSeq and is a predicted model, not a curated record.